Salvia miltiorrhiza (redroot sage) is the source of this 2442-nucleotide messenger RNA. RefSeq lists its product as uncharacterized. Lineage: Eukaryota; Viridiplantae; Streptophyta; Magnoliopsida; Lamiales; Lamiaceae. The record is from RefSeq and is a predicted model, not a curated record. Bases 1 to 2442 code for a protein of 813 amino acids. The transcript has 5 exons.
AUGAGUGUUAUCACCCACCUGGAAAAUCAGAUAGCCGCCACAACUAACACCCUCACUAAAUUCAUGUCUACUGUUGAAUCCCGCUUUGCAGAACUUACCCCACCCCCGCCGCCGCCACCUCCCGUACCACCAGCUCCUACACCAAUUCCACCAUCUAUUCUCGCCGCCCACUGCCAAUCCCCGUUUUCAUCUCCGGUGUUGCUGGUUCGGAAGAAAGACGGGACGUUCCGCUUCUGCGUGGAUUACAGAGCACUCAAUGCUGUCACGGUAAGGGAUAAUUUCCCUAUCCCCACCAUUGAUGAGCUCCUCGAUGACCUCGGCAAGGUGAGAGUGUUUACUAAACUCGAUCUACAUGCUGGAUACCAUCAAAUCCGUGUCCAUCAUAAGGACAUCGCAAAGACGGCAUUUCAAACAUCUGACGGCCAUUUUGAGUUCUUGUUGUUCGUGCCGUUUCUUCACAAUUUUGUGGUGGUUUUCUUCGACGAUAUCCUCGUCUACAGUCCCACCGUGGAGGCACACUUCGACCAUCUCCACCGUGUCUUUACUUGUAUGAGCCACCAGGAGUUCGUGCUCAAAGCGUCAAAAUGCGUUUUCGGGCAGCCGUCAGUGGAAUAUUUGGGCCACAUCGUGUCGGAAGGUAGCGUCCUUGCUGACCCAGAGAAGAUCGAUGCCAUGAAGCCAUGGCCUACUCCGCGCACGGUGAAGCAACUCCGUGGGUUCUUGGGACUUACGGGCUACUACCGGAGGUUUGUCCGGCACUAUGCAGGUAUCGCCGCACCACUUACUGACUUGCUAAAAAUUGAUUCAUUUUGCUGGAAUUCUAAAGCAGAGGUUACUUUUGAAAAACUUAAAUUGGCCUUGACAACCACUCCGGUAUUGCGGUUGCCGGACUUCAACAUUGAGUUUGUGGUGGAGUCGGAUGCCUCCGAUGUGGGAAUUGGCGCUGUCUUGAUGCAGCAAGAGCAGCCUAUCGCCUAUUUUAGUCGCAAGCUUAGCGCGCGAAUGCAAGCGGCGUCUACUUACACUAAAGAACUACAUGCCAUUGUGGAAUCGGUACACAAAUGGCGGCAAUAUUUGUUGGGAAGGUUUUUCAUCAUACGAACAGACCAAAAGAGUAUUCGUGAACUCCUUCAACAGACAAUUCAGACACCAGAGCAACAGAAAUAUGUCCGAAAGUUACUUGGCUUCCAUUUCCGCAUUGACUAUCGUUCGGGGUCCUCGAACUUGGCCGUGGAUGCUCUCUCGCGGCGCCAUGACAAGCAGAUUGAGGGAGCAGAGCUUGAGAGUGUUCUAGUGCAAGUUUAUAUUGCUGUAAGCAUCCCAACGACAGAGCUCUUGAGUCAGCUCCGACAAGAGAACACUAGGUGCCCUGACCUCAAAGAACUCCACCAGAAAUUUGCUGAGCAUCAGUUGAGUUCGGAUUAUGAUGUGGUUGAUGGAAUCCUCACCUUCCGGCAGCGCUAUUACAUCAGCGAAUCCUCCUCCCUCAAGCCCCGAUUAUUGCAUGAAGCUCACGCCACCCCUAUGGCAGACAUGGUGGUGCGUUUGCAUGGAUUUCCGACUAUCAUUAUCUCUGAUCGCGAUCCGGUCUUCAUCAGCAACUUCUGGCAGCAUCUCUUUAAGCUUAGUGGCACCACGCUCCGCAGUAUCCGCAUGUCACCUUUUGAAGCUCUUUAUGGUCGUAAACCGCAGAUGAUUCCUCCUUACUCCCCGGGCGCGACCUCCAUUCAAGCUUUGGAUGAUCUUUUGCAGCAGAGGGAUAUCUUACUCAAUCAGUUGAAGGAGAUCCUCCGACAGUCUCAGUUCCGCAUGAAGCAACAAGCAGACUGUCACCGACGUGAUGUUGAGUUUCAGAUAGGCGAUAUGGUAUUGGUUCGGUUGCAACCUUAUCGCCAAACUUCGGUUCGAGGCCGCCAACCCCCAAAGAUUGCUCAACGCUACUAUAGGCCCUUUCGUGUUACUGAGCGACUUGGUCGUGUUGCGUAUCGCUUGGCCCUUCCACCGGAGAGCCGCAUUCAUCCCGUCUUCCACGUCUCUAAGUUGAAGCAGUUCAAGGAAAGUAGCUCUACCCCGCUGUGUACUCUGCCCGAGAUAACACUCGACUCAGCACCAAUGCCGAUUCCACUCGCCAUCUGCGGCGAAAGAGAAGUUAUUACUUCCGCCGGACCACAGCAACAGGUGCUGGUUCAAUGGGCUGGAGAACCACCAGAAUGCUCAACUUGGGAAUCAAAUGAGAGGGUGCAACGUUCAUUCCCAAACUUUAACCUUGAGGACAAGGUUAUUUUUGAAGGUGGGGAGAAUGAUACAACUACUGGAUCUGUACCGGGGGAGCCCAACAUCUCAAACGAAGGAGCAGCCCAAUCGGGAGAAGGCCCAAUUACUGAUCGACGGCCUGUUCGCAACAAGAAGGUCCUUGGGCGCUUUCAAGACUUUGUUAUGUAG